Molecule: messenger RNA, 3875 nt
Organism: Abrus precatorius (Indian licorice)
Lineage: Eukaryota; Viridiplantae; Streptophyta; Magnoliopsida; Fabales; Fabaceae
Product: putative disease resistance protein RGA3
Exons: 3
Coding region: 1-2889 (962 amino acids)
Biological process (GO): defense response to other organism
Molecular function (GO): ADP binding
Source: RefSeq, a predicted model, not a curated record
AUGGCUGAAUCAAUUCCAUUCGCUGUUACUUCAAAUCUCAUUCACAGGUUGGCCUCCGCGGAUUUAAUUGAAUUUGGAGGAGCGUAUGAUGUGAAGGAAGAGUUGGAAGAGCUUAAGAAGACAAUUGAAUCUAUCAAUGAUGUGCUCCUUGAUGCUGACCACAAACAGGAUCAAGUUCGUCAAACUGACAGUGGAUGGAGGGAAACGUGUUCUUUUGUGUUAGAGACAGAUAUCAUUGGAAGAGAUGAUAGUAAAAAGGAGAUUAUUAGUCUGUUGAGACAACCUCAUGAAAACCAACAAGCUUCUGUGAUUGCCAUUGUUGGCCUUGGUGGUUUGGGGAAGACAGCUCUUGCACAAUUGGUGUAUAAUGACUUGGAAGUGCAGAAUUUUUUUGAAAUGCAAAUGUGGGUGUGUGUCUCUGAUAACUUUGAAGUGAAAACUAUUCUGAAGAAAAUAUUAGAAUCAAUUACCGGCGACCAAGUUGAAUUAUCAUUGGGCAACUUGCAAAGAAAACUUAAUGAAAAGAUGAGUGGCAAGAAAUAUUUGUUGGUCCUGGAUGACAUUUGGAAUGAGAGACGUGACAAAUGGAUUGAAUUGAGAAAGUACUUGAUGUGUGGCGCUGAAGAUAGUAAGAUUUUAGUGACAACUCGAAGUGAAAAUGUAGCUAAGGCAAUGACAGCUAGCACUUCCUAUCCUUUGAAAGGUUUGAGUGAUGAAGCAUCUUGGACUUUGUUGAAGAGCAUUGCAUUUGAGGAUGAUUUCAAAGGAGUGAAUCAAAAUCUAGAAUCAAUGGGGAAAGAAAUAGCCAAAAAAUGUAAAGGGGUUCCACUGGCAGUUAAAACCGUGGGAGGCCUUUUACGAGGACAAAACGAAGAAAGUGUAUGGGAGAAUGUUUCACGCGGUGACUUCUGGAAAUUAUGUGAAGAGCAAGAUAGUAUUAUGCCAAUUCUAAAACUCAGUUACAGCAACUUGUCACCAGAAAUGAGACAAUGUUUUGCUUAUUGCUCCUUGUACCCCAAGGAUUGGAUUAUUCGAAAGGAUGAGUUGAUUCAGUUAUGGAUGGCACAGGGUUACCUUAAAUGUUCAACUGAAAAACAGCAGAUGGAGGAUGUCGGUAAUCAAUUUGUAAAGAUGUUUUUUAUGAACUCAUUUUUUCAAGAUGCAGAAAGUAAUGACCAUGGUGAGAUCAUUUGUUUCAAAAUGCAUGAUUUAAUUCAUGAUCUUGCAAUGCUUGUUUCUGGCAAUGAUUGCUGUUACUUGGAUAGUAAGGCAGAAAAAGUUGAAGGUAGACCCAUGCACGUAUCAUUGGAAUCUUAUGAGACCAUUCAUUUGUUGAAAUCAUUAGAUCCGAGCAGGCUGCGAACUUUGAUUUUGCCUUUGGUUUUGCCGUAUUACUGGGAAGAAGAGGAAUAUUUGUCUGUUAUUGCAAAGUUCAAAUACUUACUUGUCUUGAGGACGCCUCAUCUCUCUGAUUCCACCGAACAUUUGAAGCAUUUAAGAUACCUUGAUUUAACGCAGCAAACAAGUCUUCCCAAAUCCAUGAGCAAUCUUGUUUUCCUACAAACAUUAAAAUUGUGCGAUUGUGAUGAAGAAUCAUUUUCAGAAGUAGUCACAAAAUUAGUCAACUUGAGGUGCCUUGAUAUUGCUGGUUAUCGCUCCAUGAUGAGUGGGAUGGCAGUUGGGUUGGGAAAAUUAUGCUCUUUGCAAUUCUUAUCGACGUUUCUUGUGGGAGACAGCCAAGAAAUAAAAUAUGGCACACUAAAUGAACUGAAGAACUUAAACCUAAGAGGAGAAUUAAAGAUUAAGCAUCUCGAUCGGGUCAGAGACGUGGCUCUGGAAUCACAGCACGUAAAUUUAAAAGAAAAAAAAUUCCUUCAAUCCCUGACUCUGAGAUGGUCCAUUGAAGAGCACAGAGACAUCCGUAACAGUGACAGUGACAGCUUACAAUUGUUGGAAAACCUUCAACCCCACCGUAAUCUUAAGCAUUUGGAGGUGUUUUAUUAUCCAGGGGUGCUUUUCCCAAAUUGGCUUUCUCUCCUCACAAAUGUUGUUAACAUCACUCUCUUUGGGUUUGUUAGUUGUCGGUGUCUCCCACCGUUGGAACUUCUCCCAUCCCUGAAGUCACUUGUUCUGCGGUAUCUUUAUGAAUUGGAAUACAUAUAUCUCUACAAAGAUGGUUUUGCAGUAACCUUCUUCCCCUCUUUGGAGAGCCUCACAUUAUUUCAUUGUCCCAAGCUCAGGGGAUGGCGGAGGCGGGGAGAUGAUAUAAAUGAUUCACAUAAUCUCUCUUUACCUCUUUCAUUUCCUCCUCUUUCUCUACUAAUUGUCUCUGAAUGUCCACAGUUGACUUGCAUGCCUACUUUUCCAAACGUUAAGGAUUUAAAAUGGCUUCAUAGCAGUGCGGAGCCAUUAACAGGAACACUAAAUUCAACAUGUUCAGUUGACUCAUCUUCCUCCGCUGCUCCUCUUUCCAUGCUCAAAAAAUUGACGAUUUCUGAUCCUAUGAAUUUACCAAAGGGUUGGAUGCAAAAUCUGACUUCUCUCAAGUCUCUUCGAGUUGGAUGGUAUAAAACUGAAACACUCGAGGAAUUUGGAACUGGGUUUAAGGACGACACCGACUGCCUUAUUUCUCUGCGGAAAAUUUCAUUAUAUGAUUGUGAAAACCUAAAGGCUUUGCCAGAUUGGAUUUGCAACCUCUCAUCGCUUCAGCAUAUCAAAAUCUCAUACUGCCCAAAAUUGGCAUCGCUGCCCGAAGGAAUGAGUGGUCUUCCUAACUUAAAGAUCUUUGAGGUCAGAGAGUGUUCCCUCUUAGUUAAAGAAUGCCAAACAGAGACAAGUGCUGUCAGGCGUCAAAUCGCACACAUCCCACAAAUAUAUUUGCUAAAAUAAUGCCCAAUAAUAAUUUUUUUUCAUUUGUAUUGCUCUUGUUGAAGUUGUCAGAAAUGGUGUAAAGAUACUUAAGGUGACGAAGCAGCUUGGUUAAAUCCUAUUGUGUGACUGCAUCUAUUUAGGUUUGUUUUGAUUGGUCAUAAUAAGCAGACAUCUUCCCAAAGAAAGUUUAUAAGAAUUCAAUUUCUUCUAUAAAAUUGACUUGGUACUUGUUGAAUGCAAGUUAGAUUAUAUUUGUCUUAGGCUCAUAUUUUUAAAAUACUAUGAUUUCAUAAUUUUCUUAAAUAAUAGGUAAAAAAAAUAUUUAUAAUGGUAGUAUUUAAUUUUUUCUGCAUAGUAGUAACAUAUUUGUUUAAUCAGUAAUUAUUUUAAUUCAUAUAUUUAGUAUGUAUGUGCAAUGUUGUUGACAUUUGUCUCUAUGAACUUGAUAAUUGUCGCUGUCUCCCACCGCUUGAACGUCUCCCGUCCCUGAAUUUACCAAAAGGUUGGAUGCAAAAUCUGACUUCUCUCGAGUGUCUUCAAAUUCAAUGGUGUGACAGUGAAACACUUGAGGAAUUUGAAAUUGGGUUUAGGGACGACCCCAACUGCCUUCCUUCUCUGCGAAAAAUCAGCAUACAUAAGUGUCAAAGGCUAGAUGCUUUGCCAGACUGGAUUUGCAACCUCUCAUCGCUUCAGCACAUCGACAUCUACCGUUGCCCAAAUUUGGCAUCGCUCCCCAAAGGAAUGAAUGGUCUUACCAACUUGAAGAUCUUUGAGGUCAGGUGGUGUUCCCUCUUACUUAAAGAAUGCCGAACAGAGACAAGUGUUGUUAGUCGCCAAAUCGCACACUUCCCCCAUUAGUGAUUACUUAUAACAAAGGUACUGAUCUGCGUAUUUAUUUAGGACCAAAUUAUAAAGGUAUUUAUGUAACCAUUGAUAUAAAACAAAUAUACACUAAUUUGACUUCUUGUAGUUUAUAAAUGUAAAAUAUAAAUUAAUGUUUUGUA